Prorocentrum cordatum is the source of this 1727-nucleotide messenger RNA. NCBI's taxonomy places the organism in Eukaryota, Dinophyceae, Prorocentrales, Prorocentraceae. The record is from the annotation of a GenBank genome assembly.
UCCGAGCUGGAGCGCGGGGUCUACAGGUAUUACUACGACGGGGAGCUCCAGAUGGUAAUACACAGCCACGUUGACGACAUGCUGGUUGCCAGGAAGGCCGCAAGCCCCACGGUCGACAAUAUACUGGGAGAGAUGGCUGAGUUUCUACAUCUGGAGAGACGCGACGGGAAGUUUGAGUACUGCGGAGCAGGGGUCUACGUUACGCAGGCUAAGGCGGUCAUGGCCGUGGGGUAUAUCCCCAUCGCCCCGGACAGGAAGAAGGUUUCAGACGGACGAGCAACUAUGGAGGAGCUGAGCAUGUCUCGCAGCACGAACGGGCAACUACAGUGGCUGGCACAUUGCUCGAGGCCCGACAUAGCUUUCGAGCAGAACAGGCUUGCGCAGAGGACGUCAGAGCUGAAGGUCCGGGGCCUCAUCGAUGCCAACAAGCUUGUGGACUACGUCAAAGAGAACAUCAUCGAGUACGGCCUGCACUUCCGCAGGGGCGUCGUGGACAUCAGCACAGCGUGCGUCCUGGCCUACGGUGAUUCGUCCUUCGCGAACAUGCCGAGUGAGAAGAGCUUGACGGUUCGACAAGCAGGUGCCAUUGGCGGAGUUGUGGGAUCCACGUUAGCUGCGGAGGCAUACAGCAUCAGCGAGGCUAUGUGGCAUGGCCAGUUUCUACGACAGUUUCCUCAGGAGUUACAGAUGCCAGCCAACGCCAAGCUCAAGGCUGUUGAGAGGUUAUGUGCAUCAAGGCCGGCUUUUGCUGUGACGGACAGCGACAAUGUGAAGGUCACUGUGAAUAAGGAUAGUGGUUCAGUUGCGGACAAAAGAUUACGCAUUGUUGUUUCCAUGCUUCGUGAGAGUGUUGAGGCACAAUAUUAUACUACGCUGAUUUGGACGAUGACUGAAGCAAUGGUAGCUGACGGCCUGACUAAGAGUUUGGCGUGCGUUGCGAUUUUGAUUGCCUUCUUUGCUUCCAAGAAGUUCGAGAUUCCACCUCCGCAGUGGAAGCGACAGGCCGGGAUCGGGUACCACGCUGAGGAGACCAACCGCGAGUGGAUCGGGUACCACGUGUGGCGGAUCAGGCGCGAGGGGAUCGGGUACCACGCGUGGCAGAUCAACCGCGAGUGGAUCGGGUACCACACCAGGAGGAACAUCAAGGAAGAUGACAAUACAGUGAUCUACAUUCUGCUGGCUAUCCUGUUCGUGAUGAUUAUGGCCGUGACAUACCUCAUGUGGCAGAUGAGGGAGAUCAGAGCAUCGAUCCGACAGUCCCAGGAGAUCGAGAGAAUGCCGCGGCUGAUCCACGCGGGCGAUGAUCGCACCCCAGGCUCGACUCUGACGGCGGCGACAGGCAUCGCUACGAGAACGAGGGCGCCCAAGAAGGUUGAAGGUGAGGUGCCCGAGCCCAUGGAGGUCGAGAGCGACAGUGCCAUAUUCGGAGAGGAACCAGUCCAGAUUACGAGGCAGAGGACGGCCAAGACGGUAAAGACGAUUGACGAUGAAGUUGUGCGAGACCCAAGGAGUCGCCCGGCCAGACAGGUGGAGACCAAGUCGGUGCCGCAGGACUUUGAUUUCGCGGGAAUCAAGACGAAGCUGCUGAAGGCCAGUCUCGAGGAAAUCCCCGUGGUGAUCAAGGUGUCCGAGCGCGUGAUGAGGCACUGCGGUCCCGAGGGCAGGCAGAUUACUAAGGACGAGGCGAACGAGAUGGCCAGUGGCAUUGGCUACUACGUGGACCCCAG